Halteromyces radiatus is the source of this 1307-nucleotide messenger RNA. Its product is annotated as nuclear protein DGCR14. Gene Ontology annotation, cellular component: catalytic step 2 spliceosome. The record is from RefSeq and is a predicted model, not a curated record. Bases 26 to 1162 code for a protein of 378 amino acids. The transcript has 6 exons. NCBI's taxonomy places the organism in Eukaryota, Fungi, Mucoromycota, Mucoromycetes, Mucorales, Cunninghamellaceae.
CUUUCUUUCUAUUAAUUAACAAACCAUGGUAACUCCUACUAUCCUUGACGAAGAUACCUAUACGGAAGCUAUCAGUUAUAUUAUAGAAAGAGACUUUUUUCCUCAUCUUGCAAAGAUGAAGGCAGAGUCUUUUUAUCAUGAAGCAACUAUCAACGGUGACCCUAUUCAAUUACAACAAGCUAAACAAUUACUUUCAAACUUGAAUCAACCACGUUCUAAAGAAACAGAUCAUAUACAGAACUAUUAUAACCAACAAGAAACUGACUUGGCGAAACGAAUCAAUCUUGAACUCUCUUUAGAUCAAUUCCAAACUGUUUACACUAGUGAAGAUAAUGCAUCAUUUACUGAUUUACUGGAAAAAGCAAACGCCAAAAGAAAAAGUCAUUAUCACUGGUUUUACGAUAAACAAGCUCAACAAUUAUGUAUAAAAGACGGCAACCACACUAAACAAAUACCCACCAAUAAUCUUCUUAUGUAUUAUCCUGAAGGUCCUAGUCAAUCUAUCUUGGAUGAUACAACAAUAAGAGGUGCACCAAAAUCAAUUACUUAUGCCAAUACUUCCUUAACAACAACAAAUACAACUACUACUACUACAAAAAAAGAUCAAAAUCAUCAUAUACCUUGGGAUCAACAAUAUGAUAAUCAAUCAUCAUCUACCCCAGCCUUUCGUGGUUUUGGUCUAGUGGAAUCAACUCCUAUCAUUCAUCCAGAAAACCUAUCUACACCAUUGAUGACAUGGGGUUCCAUAGAAGGAACACCAAUACAAAUCAAAGGAUCAGAAACUCCAUCAGGUCCUCGAUUCUCAUUACCAAAGGAAUCAGCUAGAGAAAAAUUGGGUAUGAAAUUAUCAGAAAAAGCUUCUAGAGCUUAUCGGAAAAGGACACAUGAAAAGGGGCAAACAUCAAGGGGAACUCCAAGAACAGGUUCUGGUUUGAUGUCUCCCGCAGCACAACAUUUAUUACGAAGAAGUAACACUCCCUAUACCAAAGGUAUUGACAUGGCUUUAAGAUCCUCUUAUGGUGGAUCUUCAACCGGCCAUACAACUUCAUCCCCAAGAUAUGGAAAGACUCCUACUCCUCUCUUUCGUGCUGGUGCUACACCCAAAUCUUCAAGAUUUCAAAUCAAUCGUACUACUCCUAGCUUCACUUCACAUCCUCUAUGAUAGCUAUUUUGUUUAUUUAUUUAAUUUUUUUUUUGUAGACUUGUUUUCUUUGUUAAUAAUAAAUAUACAUUCAUAUCGUCACUGUAUCUAUUGAUUGGAGGAAGAUUUUUAGUUGUGUGUGUGUGCAUUUUUUUUUCUUCUUCUU